ACAUUCUGUAUGGCGAAAGCGAACAAACGUUUUCGUUUGUGCGAACGAUUUGCUUCAUGUAACUUGAAAAACGAAAAAAAUCGUUCGCGCGUGCGAAAGAAAAUAAACGAAAGCAUAUUCAUUGACGUUUCUUUUGUUUUUAUGCCAAAAUUUGACAAAAAAAAUAUUAUUUAUCAUAAUUUAAAAUGUUGCGAGGAUAUUUGACGUUGUUUUUAAGUGAUAGUGAAGAAAGUGACGAUGGUUUUGUAUCUCAGAACUUGAGAAAUAUAAGAAGAAAUCUUCGAGAUCAUUCUGAUCCAUUUUCAUUACCAGACCAAAACUUUAUUCAACGAUUCCGACUAAACAAAAUAGCAUUCAAGUAUGUGCUGGAUAAUCUACACGUUAAAACAGGAAAACGAGCUACAUAUAUUCCUCCAAUUCUAAGACUGUGCUCUACCUUAGAGAUAUUGGGUGGAGGAUGCUAUCAAUGGCUUGUUGGAAACGAUUUCGCUUGCCCCCUUGCACAAAGCACUUUGUCCAAAGCAUUUGACGAGUGCUUAAACGCAUUGGAGGACCAAUUUUGCGCGGAGUGGAUUAAGUGGCCAUCAGAAUUCGAAGAAGAUGAAACAAAACUUUAUUUUUUUGAUAAAUACAAAAUACCUGGAGUAAUCGGUUGCGUUGAUGGUACCCAUAUAGGCUUACUUCGUCCCACUGCAAAUGAAGAAAUGUUCUUCAAUAGAAAGGGCUUCCACAGUAUAAAUGCCAUGAUUAUUAACGAUCACAAAUACCGAAUAAUGACAGUUUGUGCUCAGUACGGUGGUGCUUCUCACGAUUCUUUUGUGUGGAAUAGUUCACUAGCUAAAAGUCGACUUGAGUUGAAAUUCAAUCAAUCAACCAGAAACAAUUCCAAGUUACUAGGUGAUAGUGGGUAUCCAUUGGAACCUUGGCUUCUAACACCAUAUCGCAGAUCCAAAAGACAGGAUGAAUUGAAUUUUAAUAGAAUUCACGCCCAAGCUCGCAGUGUAAAUGAGAGAUGUAUAGGCAUUCUUAAAGGUAUCUAAAUGCGUUAACGUAUGCGCUGCACUGCACAAUAUUUGUAUCCAAUACAACGUUCCCGUGUUGGAACAAAUUCACGAGGACGAAACACAAUAUCAUUGGGAUGCUGAAGACACCAAUAGAAUAACUUUAAAAAAAAAGCAGAA
Episyrphus balteatus (marmalade hoverfly) is the source of this 1181-nucleotide messenger RNA. Its product is annotated as putative nuclease HARBI1. The record is from RefSeq and is a predicted model, not a curated record. The transcript is spliced from 6 exons. Bases 186 to 1040 code for a protein of 284 amino acids. Lineage: Eukaryota; Metazoa; Arthropoda; Insecta; Diptera; Syrphidae.